AUGGGAUCCAAUCUUAAGUACAGUGCUGCCAACUCAUCAAGAAUAACAAAGAGGACUAUCAAUACGUCUCCGGUUAAACAGGCGCAAAAAGACUUGAAAAAGUAUCUACCUUCGCAGACAAAAUAUUUGCAGAAUUUAAAGAACAAGAAAGCUUUAAGUCCAUCACCCAAAAUAUCGGAAGGCAAACAAGACGAUGUGCCACUUACUGUCCAAGAUUAUAAUGUGCAGCUAGACUACCAGCUUUCCAAGAAAGAUGAUAUAUUGGUAGCGGUCAAUACUAUUCUUGAUAACCAAUGGUCCGAAUCAACCACUCUUCAUUCAAGGUUUCACACGAGGCAAGAAGUACAAAAUUCCCGUAAUAACGAAGAUCUUUUGUUCCUGUUACCUGGGUUAUCCAUGAAAGUUAAAGCAGAAGUCAUUAAAUAUAGGACAAAUCAAUUACCUCAUGGUUUAAUUACGAUAAAUCAACUUUAUUCCAUCUACGAACAGCAGGGCAAUACAUUUGUAGAUAGAAAUCUAGAAAUGAGAAUACGAGAAGGGAAACUUCGAAAGUUUGUUAUAACUAAUGCAUCACCGAUUAUACUGAGAUCGCCUCAAAAAUUUCAACAUGGCAAAGUAACAUAUGGCUAUGAAAAUGUCGAAGUUAUAGUUAAAUCUGAAAACUAUUUGAAUAACAUAAAGAGCCAGAUAAAUAUAUUGGAGAAGGAAAUGAAUGUCCAAGACAUACUGAUAAAUGAUAAAUCUAAUAAGGCGUCCUUGUGUGAAUGCUUGCAAAAGUUUCUUAAAUUUGUCAUCAAUCACCCUACUGCCCUUUUCAUAAACAAUAACCAAGGAAUGGAUAAUCAAGAGCUUUCAAAGUUGGUAUCUCUAGGGUAUAUAACCUUAACUUCGAACCAUUUGAAUGAAAUAGAAUCGCAUCAGUAUUCAAUAUCUUAUCCAAAUUGUGGUACUUACCUUAAGCUUAUUAAUGCAGGGCGUUCAUGGUUAGUCAAAAGCUUGAAUAAAUGUAAAUAUAAAGAAUUACUUGAAGAGCAUCUAUUCAACAGAUGGGAAGGUCUUAAUACAAGUUUCAAUGGGACUUCGAAAAUGAACAAUUUUAGAAGUCCUUUCUAUGGAUAUGACUUAUUUUGGAUAUUAGCAGAUGCACUCGGGGCAGGAGUUAUAGAGGUAUUUAACACCCCUGUCGGAAGGGGCUGGCGAUUAACAGGGAAGGUUUAA
Molecule: messenger RNA, 1218 nt
Organism: Debaryomyces hansenii CBS767
Lineage: Eukaryota; Fungi; Ascomycota; Pichiomycetes; Serinales; Debaryomycetaceae
Exons: 1
Coding region: 1-1218 (405 amino acids)
Biological process (GO): protein phosphorylation; positive regulation of Ras protein signal transduction
Molecular function (GO): protein serine/threonine kinase activity
Source: RefSeq, a predicted model, not a curated record